Molecule: messenger RNA, 962 nt
Organism: Cyprinus carpio (common carp)
Lineage: Eukaryota; Metazoa; Chordata; Actinopteri; Cypriniformes; Cyprinidae
Gene: nkain5
Product: sodium/potassium transporting ATPase interacting 5
Biological process (GO): regulation of sodium ion transport
Source: RefSeq, a predicted model, not a curated record
AUUGUUUUUUUUAACCCUAUGUGCUUUGUAUUUACAGAUAUGAUCACAGCCCCUUGUAAGAAAAGCAUAGCUUACUGAAAAAUACUGCUAAAAACAGGCUACCUCAAAAUGAAUCUGUUUUACUUACCAUUUUGAGUUUUACGUUUAUACCGGAGAGAAUAGUGAAGAUGGGCUGCUGCUCGGGGAGGUGUAUGUUAAUGUUCUUCUGCGCUCUUCAGCUGAUCACUGCUGUGGAGAGACAGGUGUUCGACUUUCUAGGUUACCAGUGGGCACCCAUCCUUGUCAACUUCCUGCAUGUCAUUGUGGUGAUAUUGGGCUUGUUUGGGACAGUCCACUAUAAGCCCCGCUAUAUAGUUUUGUAUAUAGUCUGGACCGUGUUUUGGGUGACUUGGAAUGUCUUUAUCUGUUGCCUUUAUCUAGACCUUGGAGGGCUUUCAAAGGACAGCAAUUAUCUGUCAUUGGGACUUUCAUCUUACCGUUCAUGGUGGAAGGACAAUGGUCCAGGCUGUGAGAACAGAAACCUCCCAACCACUAGAUGGCAGCAUCUGGAAAGUCCUGCUCUGGUGUCUGAGCUGGGCUGUGUGUUAGAAUUUCAGUACAUCGAAGUUAUGCACAGCGCCCUGCAACUCUUCAUUUCUGCCCUGGGAUUUGUAUUCGCCUGCUAUGUUGUCAACAUCUUCAGUGAAGAGGAAGACACAUGUUUAUUUGUAUAAGUGACAGUGUCCAGAUCUCAUCGACAUUUUAAGAGAAAAAAGGGAAAGAGAUGAAAGAAAAGGACAUUAACCAUUCUCAGAAUGAACCAGAUUGGAUGGAUUCCAAAUGAUGUAUACAUGUAUAAACAGUGUUGGGGGUAACGCAUUACAAGUAACGUGAGACGUGAGUCAAGUAACUAGUAAAGUAAUGCAUUAAUUUUUAAUUUACUUUUUCAAAUAAGUAACUCCAGUUACUUUUUUCCCCCAUUU